Meloidogyne enterolobii is the source of this 198-nucleotide messenger RNA. The record is from the annotation of a GenBank genome assembly. NCBI's taxonomy places the organism in Eukaryota, Metazoa, Nematoda, Chromadorea, Rhabditida, Meloidogynidae.
AUGUCAACAUUAUUUUUUAAUUUUGGCAACAAAAAUCGUUGGUUUUGUUGCAAAUUGUGUGUAUUUGUUUUAUUUUUUUAUAUUGUUACUCUCCACAUUUUGCUUUUAAUUUAUCGUAGGGAUUUAGAAUGGAUGCCUCCUAGACCAGAUGAUUUAAGGUUGAAAUUUAUUUUAAUCCUAGGGGAAAUUCCUUUUUAG